This is a messenger RNA of Hyalella azteca, 346 nucleotides long. RefSeq names its product UDP-glucuronosyltransferase-like. The transcript is spliced from 2 exons. Gene Ontology annotation, molecular function: UDP-glycosyltransferase activity. The record is from RefSeq and is a predicted model, not a curated record. NCBI's taxonomy places the organism in Eukaryota, Metazoa, Arthropoda, Malacostraca, Amphipoda, Hyalellidae. The annotation marks the transcript as partial.
AUAUCAGAAGACUGUCAAUCAUCGCUCGCAGCUGAUGCGGGACCAGCCGAAGUCUCCCCGAGAUGUUGUGGUUUACUGGACCGAGUACGCCAUCCGCCACAAGGGGGCGCCACAUCUGCAGUCCCCUGUCAAGGGAAUGGCUUGGUACCAGAUCUACAACGUUGACGUCUGGCUGUCCUUGAUUGUGAUCUCAAUCGCGUGUCUCUAUUUGGACAUAAAAAUAAUAAUUGCUCUGGUGAGACGAUGCUGUUAUAGGACGAAGACCACCGGUGAGCUCAAGAAGAAAAAAGAGUAGCCUGUGCUCAACUUGGGUAAUAGAUAGGGGUCACUAAACCAAAUGAAAAGC